AUGUUCUGCACCUUCACGAGCGUCCUCGCCGCGGCGACCGCGCGCCAGAGCGUCUCAAGCCCAACAGUCCGCGUCGUCGGCUCUCCUCCUCCCGGAUCUUGCAUGCAAGCCGGCGGCGGGUGGCGAGCGAACGACGCAGCGUCUAUCGGCCUCCGCGCCCCGCUCGGCCCGCCAACGACCAAGCCGGCGGACGGCGGGCGAGCGGCAGCGCCCCAGCACCUCCUCUUUCUCCAGAGCGACCGGGCCGUCGAUGCACGCCUGACGGCCGCGCUGGGGCAAUUUGCGUGUCCCGCAGAGCUCCGCUCGACCCGGAUCUCCCACUCGAACGCGGUCGAGUCCGAUCUCUUCUCCGUCUCAAGCGGGUGCGCCGACUGGCAGCGCGCCUGCGCCUCCUUUGCCCGCGCGAACUCCUCGCUGCUCGAGGUGCGCACCCGCCACCCGGCCACGGCGGAACGGCAAUUUUCGCUCGAGUCCGAGGAGCCACCAGGCUGCUGGGCCGCCUCUGGCAAGGCCCAGGCGUCGCUGCCCCUCCCGGCCCGGUUGUCCGAGACUGAGGCGGUGCCCAUGCCUCUGCCGGUUCCGCCAAAGACCGAGGUGGCGGAGGAGCAGCGCAGCGAGGCGUCGCUGGAGGAGCUAGCGCUGCCCGCGGAGGUCUGCGCCACUCAGAUCGCCGACUCGAAGACGGUUGAGUCGACCGAUCUCUUCUCCAUUUCAAGUGACCUCGCCGGUUCGCGGCCACGCUGCGCCUCCUGCAUCUGUGCCGACUCCUUCACGCUCGAGGUCGAGCAGGGCGAGGAGGAGGGGGCGGACCAGGCGAUCCGAGCACCGCAUCGCCAGCCCGCCGAAAUCUUCAUGGCCGAGGCGGACACGGCUUGCAGCUCUCUUUGGCCCCUCCUCAUGGGUGCCCUCGUGGGGUGCUUGGGCGUCUCUGUCGUGGCUCUGAAGUGGAGAGGCUACAAGAUGGACGGCAAGAAGCGCUCGAGGCGCGCCAAGGAGAACGAGGGCAUGCAGCACCGCUGUGCUUGCCGCACUCAGAUCUUCUUCUUCUUCUUCUUUGUCGCAAUGGUCGGCCUGUGCGGCGUGACCUACGCGGCCUCGGCCGCGAGGUACACUCGGUGGCGCGGCGACAUGCCGGGUCUCCUAUCCGUCAACAGCAUCGUACCCGAGUCAUGUCCCGCCGACGCUGCUGGGAAGGCCCGGAGGCUGGUCGAGACGGGCCUCGUCGGCGCGGUAGCCUUGCAUCUCGGCGGAAUCGCCUCGCUCGAGCCAUCCGCCGCCCAUGUCCGCGUGGCCGCCGCCGCGCUGCUCGUCGGCAGGGUGGCCGCGUCUGCCAUGGAUCCAUCAGUCGAGUUCCUCGUCACCGUGGGUGGCGGCAGCUUUCCGCUCGAGGUGUCGUGGAACCUGACGUGCAGCGGCGCGUUGAUCGGCAGUGGAGGGGCGCCCUACUCCGGCACCCUGUCCGCGCCGCCCGGCGAGUGCACGCUCGACAUGUACGACUCGUACGGCGACGGCUGGAACGGCGACGAGUGGGAGGGUGCGGGCUAUACGUUCACGCUCGACUCCGGAUCCUACGGCAGCGAGACGUUCAUCCUCGCCCCUUUCCCCCCGGAAAGCGGUGCGGUCUCGAUAAUCGGCUCGAACGUGACGAGCUGCUCCGCUGGCAAUUCCGGCGGCGUCGUCUGGGCGAGGGAAAGCGGUGCGGUCUCGCUAAUCGGCUCGAACGUGACGAGCUGCUCUGCUGGCUCUGGCGGCGUCGUCCAAGCGCAUGACAGCGGUGCGGUCUCGAUAAUCGGCUCGGUCGUGACGAGCUGCUCUGCUGGCGUUUACGGCGGCGUCGUCCAAGCGUAUGACAGCGGUGUGGUCUCGAUAAGCGGUUCGACCGUGACGGGCUGCUCCGCUGGCUAUUCCGGCGGCGUCGUCUACGCGUAUGAGAACAGCGGUGCGGUCUCGCUAAUCGGCUCGAACGUGACGAGCUGCUCGGCUGGCGAGGCGCGCCGCGUAGAGCUAGCCUCCCUCCAGCAGCGCCGCACGGCAGCGGGGCGAGAGGUAGAGAGGCCACGGCUGCCUCACCCCGCUCUCUCCUCGCAACCGCAGCACGGCGGCGUCGUCUACGCGCGGGACAGCGACUCCCUCUCCAUCGGGGGUGUCGACUUCAUCGACAACAGAGCGGACGAGUCAGGCUCGGUGCUGUACCUGAACAAUCUCCGCCAACGCUCCUCGAUCAGCAACGCCUCCUUCACCGGCAACACCGCUGGCGACGACAACGACGGUGGCACGAUACAGGCCAUCAACUCGCCGAUAGACUGGGACUGCCGCUUGGGCAGCUGGAUGCCGACCAAGGGCUUUUUUUUUGGCGACUUCAGCGUCCCCGAGUGCAACCGUUGCCCCGCUGGCUACUUUGGGAACACGAGCGGCCUUUUCAACUCCUCCUGCAGCGGCCAGCGGGCCGCCCGCAUCGAGUCCGCGGUCGGCCUGCAGCCCAAGUUCAAGGUCCUCAUCAGCUUCUACCAGGUGAGCAGCAUCCUCGGCCUCGUCUACGGCGUCCGCCUCGACGAGCACUUUACGCGCUGGCUCGACGUGCUCAAGCUGUUCAGCCUGGACCUAUUCGGCGUUGCCAUCCCCGGCCGCUGCAUCGGAGCCAUGAGCACGCGGCUGCUCGUCGCAGGCAUCUGGCCGUACGCCGCUGUCGCCCUCGUGUCGCUCGCCAUUGUCGCGGCGGCGGCGGUCCUCAACAACAAGCAGGCAUUCGACCGCCAGCUGCUCGGCCGCCUCCUUUACUGGGCGAUCUUCAUCUUCUACCUGGUGCUUCCCUCCGUCUCGCGCUCCAUCUUCAGCGCGAGGCUGUGCGAGUCCUUUCGCUACGACGACGCGACAGGCCAGCGCAUCAGCUACCUGCUCGCCGACCCAUCGCUCACGUGCGACGCCGGCCCAACAUGGGACGACGAGACGAGCGGACUCGCGCCGUACUUUUGGGCCCUCUUUGCCCUCUGGCCCGUCCUCGUGCCGCUCGGCUUCUUGGCGCUGCUGCUCCGCGUCCGCAAGCCCGUGGCUGCGCAGCGCGCAACGCCGCUCUCUCGCGCGACGAGCUUCCUUUGGCGGGACUACUCUGCCAGCUUCCUCUUCUGGGAGGUGCUCGACCUGGUCCGCAAGAUCUUCCUCACCUCGAUGGUGCUCUUCAUCGACCAGGAGUACGGCUCCCGCAAGCUGCUGCGCACCGUGGUCGCCGCCAUCGUCUCGGCCAUGUUUCUCACUCUGUUAGCGCUCGCCCGCCCCUACCGGCGCUCCGAUGACCUCUGCCUCGCGUGCAUCGCCAACUUGCUCCUCACCUGCUGCUUCGCGUCGGGAGUGGUCAUCCAGCUGUGCGGCAGCACCGCGUACGAAGACAUGUGCUACGACCUCGUUGGCUACAAGACCUCGCGCGGCGCCACCACUUUUGUCGUCGUCCUCACCGCGGUCAUGCUCGCCAUCUCGCUAGCCGUCAUCGUUGUAUUGGCGGUCAGCGCCUCGAGGGCGAAGACCAUGCGGCUCGUCUCUUCGAAGCGCGAGCCGAUGCGCGACGGCAUCACCCUCGCCGAAGGCCAGCAGUGGCACCUCUUCCUCAGCCACGUCUGGAGCACGGGCCAGGACGCUGUCGCCGUCAUCAAGAACGAGCUGCAGCAGUUCCUCCCCGGCUGCGAGAUCUUCCUCGACAUCGACGACCUCAAGAACAUCGGAGAGCUGGAAGCGUACAUUCGUCGCUCGCAGGUGGUGCUCUGCUUCCUGUCGCGGGGCUACCUGCGCUCGACGAACUGCCUGCGAGAGGUCCGCGCCGCGCUGGAGAUGACCAAGCCGCUCGUGCUCGUCCACGAGGCAGACCCGGACAAGGGCGGAGGCACACUCGCCGAGCUGCGAUCCGAGUGCCCCGAGGAGCUGCGGGCCGCCAUUUUUGACGCCGGCUGGCCGAUGGCGGUGUGGCAUCGGAUCGAGGCCUUCCAGCACGUCUCGCUCAAGGUCAUCGCCGAGGCGCUGCUGCUGAAGACGCCAAGGUACGCGGGAGAGGAUGAGCUGCCCCUGUGCAUCCCUGGCGAGGUCCGAGCCGUCGACCUCGCCUUCCCCAAGCCGGUGGUUCUCUGGGCCUCGACUUUGAACGCCGGGGCGCGAGAUCUCGCCGAUGCGGUCGCGGCGGCCGUGGCUGGUGGCGUCUCGAUCACCGACGCAACGCCCUCGCGCCUCUCCUCGCUGCCUCGCUCGAGCGUCGGCGUCGGCGACGGCGACGAGGCGACGCACAUGCUGCUCUACCUGAACAGGUCGACGUGGGUCGGCGAUGGCGCCGAGGCGCUCGCAGAGCAGGUGCGCGCCGCGCGCGAGGCCAGGCUGCCCAUCGUCAUGGCGCACGAGAACGACGCUGUCCGCAGCGGCUGCAUCUUUGGCCACUUUUUCGAGGUGACGCCGCGCGACCUGAUCGCCGAUGGGCUGUACCACGACCUCGCCGUCGGGUGCCACUCGGACCCGCACCGGCAGGUGUCGCUCGCCCUGCUCGCAAAGGCGCUCGGCGCGACCAAGCAGACGGCUCAGUCGCGCAUGCACCGAGUCACCGCCCUCGCUUUAACGCUCCGCGGCUCCUCUUCAAUGACGGAGCCGUCGAAUGGCGACGACGUUGUGGAAGCGUUUCCGUUUCUUUUUACUGCCAUAAGCAUAAAAAGAAAAGCGAAAAUCGUUUAA
Emiliania huxleyi CCMP1516 is the source of this 4701-nucleotide messenger RNA. RefSeq lists its product as hypothetical. Bases 1 to 4701 code for a protein of 1566 amino acids. Lineage: Eukaryota; Haptophyta; Isochrysidales; Noelaerhabdaceae. Gene Ontology annotation, biological process: signal transduction. The record is from RefSeq and is a predicted model, not a curated record. The transcript has 14 exons.